Messenger RNA from Xyrauchen texanus (razorback sucker), 1477 nucleotides. It is a transcript of the gene cldni, whose product is annotated as claudin i. The coding region runs from base 162 to 797 and encodes 211 amino acids. Gene Ontology annotation, biological process: bicellular tight junction assembly; cell adhesion. Lineage: Eukaryota; Metazoa; Chordata; Actinopteri; Cypriniformes; Catostomidae. Gene Ontology annotation, cellular component: plasma membrane; bicellular tight junction. The transcript has 3 exons. The record is from RefSeq and is a predicted model, not a curated record. Gene Ontology annotation, molecular function: structural molecule activity.
CCACCCAUAGCAUUCCUCUACAAAAGCAUCCUCACAUCAUACUACCUUUAUAAGAUAUUCCAUUUGUUCAGGUGGGAGACUAACGUAAAGAAAAGGGGAAUCAUUGUGAGAAACAACAGGAAACUUGAAGAAAUCUCUCGCCACAGGUCUAGAUUAAAAGAAUGGGCUCCGCUGGUGUACAUAUUGUGUGUGUGGCAGUGGGAAUUUUAGGCCUCAUUGCUACCAUCGUAACUAUUGCUAUUCCGAAAUGGAAGGUUUCUUCUUUCACUGGACAGAACAUUAUCACUGCACAGGUUCAGGAAGAGGGUCUAUGGAUGGAGUGUGUGGUUCAGAGUACUGGACAGCAGCAGUGUAAGUCCUAUGACUCACUGCUUAUCCUGGGAUCUGACCUGCAGGCAGCCCGCGCCAUGUCCAUUAUCAGUAGUAUGCUCACUGUCCUGUCCUUGCUCAUUCUGUGCGCUGGUGCCGACUUCACCAACUGCAUUGAGAAUGAGGAUGUCAAACCCAAAGUGAGUCUGGUGUCCGCUAUUGGGCUGCUGCUCGCAGGAUUGCUGCUGAUCAUCCCAGUCAGCUGGUCUGCUAAUAAUGUGGUGCGUGAUUUCAACAAUCAAAUGAUCCCUCAAUCCCAGAAAAGAGAGCUGGGUGCCUGUAUCUUUGUGGGCUGGGCAGGAGGAGUCCUGCUGCUGCUGACUGGAGGUCUGCUAUGCUGCUUUAGCCGGCCACGCUCCGGAGGAUCUAGCGGCACCGCCAAAUACUACAGCAAUAGUGCCUCUGCUCCAAGCAAGAACUAUGUGUAGAUAAGGCUGGGUUAAGCUAAGGAGUGGCCAUAGUAAUUGAGCUGCAGUUUAAAUGUGUUUAUGUUAGUAAAAGCUUUAGUAGUAGAUUAGUAGUAAUCACAUCAACUGUUGAAAAGAGGAAAACUUCAUUCAUUAAAGUGGAAAAGGUUAAGAUCUAGAAAGAUGUAAAUAUGACUUGUUUGGAGCUACUAAACUAUUGUAUUAUGCACUCUUUCUAAAAAUGUGUUUUUGUAUCUAAUAAGUCUUUUAAAUCUUUUACAGUUUUUUACAAUUUACUGCUGUGAAUUCUGUAUCAAGAUAUUUUGAGAUAGUCUGUUGCAGAGAGGGUGGGUUCGGAGCAGCUAAUAAACAACAUGCACAUUUUAAUCAAAAUUCAGGGUUAGACAAGCUUGUGUCUAAAACACUUUAGGUCAUGUAUAUGUGUCUUACCAUUUCAAAACUGUUGCUGAACAAAUGUAUUUAUUAUCUUUGAUUAAUAAAGAAUCAGUUAUUUUACUCUGAUGCAGCAAUCCACUGCAAAUACUGUAAAUGUGCUAAAUAUUAUAACACAACUUUGAACCUUUUUGUGUUAGGUCAUAAUCAUUUCUAUUAAUUUCAUUUUCAAAUUGUUGUCUAUAAAAUUGACUGAUUUAAGUGUGUACGAAUGUGUAUGUGUACGAGUUACUAAUACAUUUUUAAUG